Cuscuta campestris is the source of this 2141-nucleotide messenger RNA. The record is from the annotation of a GenBank genome assembly. Lineage: Eukaryota; Viridiplantae; Streptophyta; Magnoliopsida; Solanales; Convolvulaceae.
CUGUUUGAAGUGAAUCUGGUGAUCUCCGCUCGCUCGCUUCCUGGGCGCUAAGUUUUGCAGGAGAGCUGAGAGUAGAGAAGAGAAGGAGACGGCGACAAAAUGGCGCAAAUCCCAAAUCUCGACAAUGCUCCCAUAAACCUCACCUCCAUAAGAGAUCAAUCGCAGAAGGAGCUCAUGAUGAUUUUGAAGAACAUUCGAGGGCAGAAGUGUUUGGUUAUUGAUCCUAAGCUCAGUGGUUCACUCUCACUUAUUGUGCAGAGCUCAAUACUCAAGGAGCUAGGGGCUGAAUUGCGGCACCUUACAAGUGAACCAAUCCAAACAGAUUGUACUAAAAUUGUUUAUCUUGUUCGAGCUCAGCUUGGCUUGAUGAAGAGUAUUUGCUCAGACAUUCAUAAUGAUACUUCUAAGGGGAUUCAAAGAGAGUAUUUUUUGUAUUUUGUUCCUCGCCGUGCAGUUGUAUGCGAAAAGGUACUAGAGGAAGAGAAAGUACAUCACUUAUUGACCAUAGGCGAGUAUCCCUUGUAUCUACUUCCUCUGGAUGAAGAUGUUUUGUCUUUUGAACUCGAUACUGCAUACAGAGAAUUCACAGUUGAUGGAGACACAACCUCUCUUUGGCAUAUAGCAAAAGCCAUUCACAAGCUUGAGUGUUCCUUUGGUGUAAUACCAAAUGUGAGAGCCAAAGGGAAAGCAUCUGUCCGUGUUGCUGACAUUUUAAAUAGGAUGCAAGAUGAAGAACCAGUGAACAUCACCGAUGUUGUUGUGCCAGAGAUUAACACUCUCAUCCUCAUUGACAGAGAGGUGGACAUGGUUACACCUAUGUGUUCCCAGUUAACUUAUGAAGGGCUAAUGGAUGAGUUUCUUGGUAUCAAUAAUGGUGCUGUGGAGGUAGAUUCUUCUAUAAUGGGUGCCCAGCAAGAGGGGAAGAAAAUGAAGGUUCCUCUAAAUUCUAGUGACAAGCUAUUCAAAGAGAUACGGGAUCAGAAUUUCGAAGUUGUCGGUCAGGUUUUACGUCAAAGAGCAACAUCUAUGAAACAAGAUUACAAUGAGAUGCAAACAACUAACCAAACUGUUUCUGAAUUGAAAGACUUCGUUAAAAAACUCAACUCAUUGCCUGAAAUGACAAGGCAUAUACAUCUUGCUCAGCAUUUGAAUAAAUUUACAUCUAAACCUUCAUUUCUUGGGCGGCUAGAUAUGGAACAUACUAUUGUGGAGUCUGAAAGUUACGAUAUAUGCUUCGAGUACAUCGAGGAGAUGAUCCAUAAACAGGAACCUCUUGUCAAUGUUCUACGCAUUCUCAUAUUAUUUUCGAUCACAAAUUCUGGAUUACCAAAGAAGAACUAUGACUACUUAAGGCGAGAGCUACUUCACAGCUAUGGUUUUGAGCACAUUGCUACAUUAAACAAUUUGGAAAAGGCGGGAUUGUUCAGGAAGCAGGAGUCAAAAAGCAACUGGAUAACUAUUAAACGUGCUCUUCAGCUUAUUGUGGAGGACACUGACACUGCCAACCCCAGAGAUAUUUCCUAUGUCUUUUCUGGAUAUGCACCUCUCAGCAUUCGCCUGGUUCAGCAUGCAAUCCGAUCUGGGUGGCGCCCCAUUGAAGAAAUAUUAAGACUGCUGCCAGGGCCCCAUUCAGACAGUAAGAGGAGUGGGUUUGCAAGCAAUCCGUCCUUUGACAGUCUGCCAGGGUCCAUAGACUACUCUGACAAAAUAGGUGAUGGAAGGCGGUCAUUGGUGCUUGUUGUUUUCAUUGGUGGGGUGACCUUUGCGGAGAUCAAUGCUCUUCGGUUCCUGAGUUCCCAGGAGGGGAUGCCAUAUGAUUUGAUUGUAUUGACUACAAAAAUAGUGAACGGGCACACAUUGACAGAAACAUUCAUGGAGAAAUUGGGGUGACUGGUAAAGAAGAGACUUUUUAGUGUGGCUUCUUCUUUGUUGUUUUGAUGACAUUGUUGUUUUUGGUAUGACCUUUCUUGCAACCAUUUUGUUUGGAGUGUGAUUGACUUUAAAAAAGCAGGGUUGAUAAAAAAUGACCUUGAUUGAGAAGGUGUAAAGGAGAAUUUCAGUUGGUACAAAAAAGAUGACCUUGGUAUAUAGGAGUAUGUUUUAAAAAAUUGGUUUAUGUAACCAGAUCUUUUAAAUCAGAA